AAUUCAUGCAAAAUCAGGUGGGAAUUCUAAAUGAAAACCUUUCUCCUUUUUGUCAUUUUGUCCUGUCAGGUCCCAUCAUGGUGGAUCUCUUCUUCGACAAAGUUCUGGUGAAAAACAAUAAAGACCGUGAUGAGCUGGACACUGAGCGUGAGAUCAUCCUGCGCCUGCAGAACCGAAUCCUCAUGCUGUUCUUCGGUUCAGGGGAUUGUGAGAAGUGUCAGGAAUUCGCCCCCACACUCAAAGACUUCUUCAAAAAGCUGACAGACGAGUUCUACGUAGAGCGCUCAGCUCAGCUCGUCCUGCUCUACAUCUCACUCGAUGCCUCAGAGGAGCAGCAGGACAAGUUCCUGAAGGAACUUCCCAAACGCUGCCUCUUCCUAUCCUUCCAGGACCCUUACAGGAAAGAGCUGGAGGUGAUGUUCGAGGUGGAGGACGUUCCCACGGUGGUGGUUCUGCGUCCUGACUGCUCGGUUCUCUGUCCCAAUGCCGUGAUGGAGAUCUGCUCUCUGGGAACACACUGCUUCCAGAACUGGCAGGAAGCCGCUGAGCUCAUCGACCGCAACUUCCUGAUGAACGAGGAGUAUGACGAGAGCAAGAGACGCAGCUUCACCGAUGCCAUCCGCCGCCAGAAAUACAAAGUGGAGGACACGAAGAAGAAGAAGAAAAAGGAGCAGGAUGGAGACGAUGAUAAUGAUGAUGGAGGAGGACCUUGGGGUUGA
This is a messenger RNA of Neoarius graeffei (lesser salmon catfish), 719 nucleotides long. RefSeq names its product nucleoredoxin like 1 (gene nxnl1). NCBI's taxonomy places the organism in Eukaryota, Metazoa, Chordata, Actinopteri, Siluriformes, Ariidae. Gene Ontology annotation, cellular component: mitochondrion. The transcript is spliced from 2 exons. Bases 6 to 719 code for a protein of 237 amino acids. The record is from RefSeq and is a predicted model, not a curated record. Gene Ontology annotation, biological process: photoreceptor cell maintenance.